GCCUCUGGAAAGCGGGCCUGCUGGGAGAGGAGGAGGAGGCUUCUUGCCCCUCCAACCGUGACCUCCCAUGGACACCAAGACACAGAGCCCUCCCAUCACCCACACUCAGACCCUCAGCAGCUCUCGGCCCCAAAACCACACCUGCAGCCAGUGCAAAUGUAGCCGUCACUGCCAGAACUGCAGCCCGAACUGUAGCCGCUGCCAGAACCGCAGCCGCAGUCGCAGCCGCAGCCGCAGUCGGAGUCGCAGCCGCAGUCGGGGCCCAAGUGGCUCCCGUGGCCCACCCAGCCACCAGAGCCAGAGCCCGAGCUCCAGCCUCCCGCCAAGGCACCACAAACAGACCAUGUACUCGCACGUGCGGUCCACCACCCACUGCAGCAGCUGCCCCAGGAACAGAAAGAGCUUGGAUGGAAAGGUGAACAAGAGAAAGAUGGUCAGGAAAGGUCAUCAGGUGUACAAGACCAAGAAACGAAGCUCAGGGCGCAAAUGCAACUGAUGAGAAGGCUCUCCCUGGCUUGUUCCUGUGCCAGCUGCACCCAAGUGAGGAACGCCACCUCGCACGAAAUCUAGGACAAAGUCAAUCUUUGCAGGAACAUGCUACCACGGUGAUUUCUAUGCAACUAUGAUUAAAGCUUGUACACCGGAGGACUAA
Molecule: messenger RNA, 652 nt
Organism: Ochotona princeps (American pika)
Lineage: Eukaryota; Metazoa; Chordata; Mammalia; Lagomorpha; Ochotonidae
Gene: TNP2
Product: transition protein 2
Exons: 2
Coding region: 68-496 (142 amino acids)
Biological process (GO): penetration of zona pellucida; acrosome reaction; spermatogenesis
Cellular component (GO): nucleus; nucleosome
Molecular function (GO): DNA binding; zinc ion binding
Source: RefSeq, a predicted model, not a curated record